GUCACCCUCUGAGGCGGUGCCCCCCGGGCCGCCGGCCGGCGCCUGCCCCUCCGUGUCAUUGUCAGAAGGAUGUCUGCCACCAGCGCCCCUCCCGCCCCCGCUCACACCAGGACGGCCGUUCUCGCUGAAGGACCCUGCACUCGCUACUGAGCGGCGACCAUGGGCCCGCUCGCCUACCUGAAGACGCAGUUCGCGGUGCACCUCCUCAUCGGGUUCGUGUUCGUGGUGAGCGGGCUGCUCAUCAACUCCGUCCAGCUGUGCACGCUGGUCCUCUGGCCCCUGAGCAAGCAGCUGUACCGCCGGCUGAACUGCCGCCUCGCCUACUCCCUGUGGAGCCAGUUGGUCAUGCUUCUGGAGUGGUGGUCCUGCACGGAGUGCACGCUCUUCACUGACCAGGCCACGGUGGACCGUUUCGGCAAGGAGCACGUGGUGGUCAUCCUCAACCACAACUUCGAAAUCGACUUCCUCUGUGGGUGGACCAUGUGCGAGCGGUUUGGCGUGCUGGGGAGUUCCAAAGUCCUGGCGAAGAGGGAGCUGCUGUACGUCCCCCUCAUCGGCUGGACGUGGUACUUCCUGGAGAUCGUGUUCUGCAAGCGGAGGUGGGAGGAAGACCGGGACACCGUCAUCCGGGGGCUGGAGCGCUUGGCGGACUACCCCGAGUACAUGUGGUUCCUCCUGUACUGCGAGGGCACGCGCUUCACGGAGAAGAAGCACCGCGUCAGCAUGGAGGUGGCCGCCUCCAAGGGGCUGCCCGCCCUCAAGUACCACCUGCUGCCUCGUACCAAGGGCUUCACCACGGCGGUCCAGUGCCUCCGGGGGACAGUCGCAGCCGUGUAUGACGUCACGCUGAAUUUCCGCGGAAACAAGAACCCGUCUUUGCUGGGGAUCCUCUACGGGAAGAAGUACGAGGCAGACAUGUGCGUGAGGAGAUUCCCUCUGGAAGAGAUCCCGCUGGAUGAAAAGGAAGCAGCUCAGUGGCUCCACAAACUGUACCAGGAGAAGGACGCGUUGCAGGAGAUGUAUAACCAGAAGGGCGUGUUUCCAGGAGAGCAGUUCAAACCUGCCAGAAGGCCGUGGACGCUUCUGAAUUUCCUCUUCUGGGCCACGGUCCUGCUGUCUCCUCUUUUCAGCUGUGUCUUCGGCGUCUUUGCGAGUGGUUCCCCCCUCCUGAUCCUGACGUUCCUGGGGUUUGUGGGGGCAGCUUCCUUUGGAGUCCGCCGGCUAAUAGGAGUGACUGAAAUAGAAAAAGGCUCUAGCUACGGAAACCAAGAAUUUAAGAAAAAGGAGUGAUUCCUGGCUGUGGUGGCGCACACGUAACCCGACGGCGGUGUCCAGUUAGCUCGAUUAAAAACAGAACCACGCACCCAGAUCGGAGGAAAAGACACUUAGAAACUAUUUUUCGUAUUAACUGGUGACUAAUAUCAACCAAUAAACCUUGAGCCAAGAGUAAA
Molecule: messenger RNA, 1451 nt
Organism: Panthera uncia (snow leopard)
Lineage: Eukaryota; Metazoa; Chordata; Mammalia; Carnivora; Felidae
Gene: AGPAT3
Product: 1-acylglycerol-3-phosphate O-acyltransferase 3
Exons: 9
Coding region: 160-1290 (376 amino acids)
Cellular component (GO): endoplasmic reticulum; endomembrane system
Molecular function (GO): 1-acylglycerol-3-phosphate O-acyltransferase activity
Source: RefSeq, a predicted model, not a curated record